AUGGCUGCUUCUAGAAAACUUCAAGGUGAAAUUGAUCGGUGCCUUAAGAAAGUUACCGAAGGUGUUGAAACAUUUGAGGAUAUUUGGCAAAAAGUUCACAAUGCUACAAAUAGUAAUCAAAAAGAAAAAUAUGAGGCUGACCUCAAAAAGGAAAUCAAGAAAUUGCAAAGGUUACGCGAUCAAAUCAAAAGCUGGAUUGCGUCCGCAGAAAUUAAGGAUAAAAGUGCAUUACUUGAUUACCGCAAACUUAUAGAAACUCAAAUGGAAAGGUUUAAAGUAGUCGAACGAGAAACAAAGACUAAAGCUUAUUCUAAAGAAGGGUUGGGUGCUGCCCAAAAACUAGAUCCCGCUCAAAAAGAAAGAGAAGAAAUAAGUGCAUGGUUAACACAAUCAAUUGAGUCGCUCAAUAUUCAAAUUGACCAAUAUGAAUGUGAAAUGGAGUCAUUACUUGUUGGGAAGAAAAAAAGGUUGGACAAAGAUAAACAAGAAAAACUAGAUGAACUAAAAGCAAGAGUAGAACGACAUAGGUUCCAUAUACGAAAAUUAGAGACUGUGCUAAGAAUGUUAGAUAAUAUGUCAGUGGAAGUCAAAAAGAUUCGUUCGAUAAAAGAUGAUGUGGAAUAUUAUAUUGAAGCAUCACAUGAAGAAGAUUUUAUGCAUAAUGAUGAUUUGUAUGAUGAAAUAAUUGGGUUAGCUGAACUCGAAUUAGGGGUUGCUGCAAAUAAUUCCGCAGAAGCCAAUGGAUCACCCACUAGCCAAACUGCAAGUCUUAGUGGUUCUUGUCCAGCAUCUCCUGCUCCAAUGUCACACAAUCAUUCCAUUGAAGAGCCUGUUUCAGUGGCUGUAAUAACAACUUCAACACCAGUAUCAAUAACAACUAUCGCUACAAUUAGUGAAUCAAUUCCAAUGAUCUCUACCGUAUCUACAGUUGUAACUAUUGCUACUUCAUCUUCUAUUGUUGCAGCACCAGUUCGUAAAAAAAAAGAAGAAACUACUAAAAAUACAAUUAAACCGACGCCUGUGAAAGCAAAUCCCUCAAAUAAUACUAAUCCUACAGUGAACAGUAAAGGCCCAACUAUAGCUGCAGUUGUUAAAUCAUCUGUUAGUAAUAAUCAUACCACCACAACGUCAAGUGUGUCUACUGUGUCUCAAUCUAUAACUACUCAAACAAGUACUACUACCGUUGGUAAUUUUGCAACUGUAGCAGCUUCAAAUAUUCACAAUAAGCAUUCACAAGCGCAAUCUGCUGAAAAUACAUCUGUUGUUACAUCUAUACCAACUUCUCCAUCAUCUUAUACUAAUGUGCCAACUGCACAAGGAAAUGUGAAUAAUUCUGAUAGUGUGGUUAAUUGUGUGUCUGAUACACCUUCGUCAUUAAGUUCUACGACGUCACCAGUACAAGUGGAUUCUAACACAGCCUUGUCAUCACUAAAGACUAUUGCACAAAAAGCUAUUGAUCAAGCUGGGAUUGAUAUAUCACAACAGUCUACUGAUAAUAAAAGUUUGAGUACAAAUAUAGUUCAAAAUUCAAGUAGUCAUCUAAGUUUACAGCAACAACCUACACAACAGCCACCUGCUUUGUUUGAAGCUAAUAUUUCCCCUUUAUUAGGAGUAGCUCCACUGGGUCCAGUGCCACUUUCUAAGGACCAUCAAUUUCAAUUCACUAUGCUUGAAUCUGCAUUUGUACAUUUACCUCAUCCAUCAGAUUCCGAACGAAUAAAAUUAUAUUUACCUCGAAAUCCGUGUUCAACGCCUCAUUAUUAUAAUCAAGGACCUCUUCCCCAUUCUGAUAGCUUAGAAUUUUUCCAGAGGCUUUCAACAGAAUCCCUUUUUUUUAUAUUCUAUUACAUGGAAGGAUCUAAAGCACAGUAUUUGGCUGCCAAGGCGUUAAAAAAACAAAGUUGGAGAUUCCAUACAAAAUAUAUGAUGUGGUUUCAGCGACACGAAGAACCUAAAUUAAUUAAUGAAGAAUAUGAACAGGGCACAUACAUUUAUUUUGACUAUGAGAAAUGGGGUCAACGAAAAAAAGAAGGAUUCACGUUCGAGUAUAAAUAUCUGGAAGAUAGAGAAUUAAAUUGA
Messenger RNA from Macrosiphum euphorbiae (potato aphid), 2079 nucleotides. The record is from the annotation of a GenBank genome assembly. Lineage: Eukaryota; Metazoa; Arthropoda; Insecta; Hemiptera; Aphididae.